This is a messenger RNA of Ostrea edulis (European flat oyster), 620 nucleotides long. RefSeq lists its product as uncharacterized. The coding region runs from base 188 to 556 and encodes 122 amino acids. Lineage: Eukaryota; Metazoa; Mollusca; Bivalvia; Ostreida; Ostreidae. The transcript has 3 exons. The record is from RefSeq and is a predicted model, not a curated record.
GGAAGUAGUAUGUGUGCGAGGAAAGCACGAGGUCACAUGAUAAUGGCAGCUCUAUGAAUGGACCUAGAUUGGUGAGAUGAAUUAACCAAAUACUACUUACAGAUGGAACGUCAUAACUAAAACCACAGAUAAAUCGAUAAAUUCAACUAUUGAGCAAGUAUAUGCGCAGCAUACAGCAAUAUCAACAAUGCUUCCGCAGCAAAUUAACAGCAUUGGCAAUGAAUUUGAUGAUGAUGCUGCUUUGCAUGGUGACUUAGAUAAAAAUCCCAGUCCCAAUAAAGAGGCACGUUGUGUCAUGGAAUCUAAUGAAACGCCAUCAGCUCAUAAUUCCGCAUCUACGACACCACCAAUCAUGAAGAGGAAGCUCCCCGGUAAACAGGAACAGGUGAAAUCCAGACUGCUGGAGAUGGCGGAAGCGGAACAUGCUGCAAAGAUGCGUGUAUAUCAAUUAAAAGAAGAUAUUCUCAUUCUUAAAAAGCGUAAGCUAGAAGAAUCUCUGUCUAUCAGUACUGAAACAAAUAGACCUAGCACAAGUAACAGUGUUUGUUCUGCAUGAAGACCAUUUUAAUAUUGUUUGUCUCCAUACGCCAAAUAUCAAAAUAAAAUACAUUCAUACUAGU